This is a messenger RNA of Umbelopsis ramanniana AG, 1454 nucleotides long. RefSeq lists its product as uncharacterized. The record is from RefSeq and is a predicted model, not a curated record. Gene Ontology annotation, molecular function: thioredoxin-disulfide reductase (NADPH) activity. Gene Ontology annotation, cellular component: cytoplasm. Bases 217 to 1197 code for a protein of 326 amino acids. NCBI's taxonomy places the organism in Eukaryota, Fungi, Mucoromycota, Umbelopsidomycetes, Umbelopsidales, Umbelopsidaceae. The transcript is spliced from 5 exons. Gene Ontology annotation, biological process: removal of superoxide radicals.
UCCCACUUUAUGCUUACGAAGCGAUGCAGAUCAAACGGAUAGGACCCAGGAAAUAGAUUGGAAUUGUCAGCAGUUUCCUUAUCUGUCAUUAGAAAUUUCUGUGAGAGUAUGUGAUUGGCUCGCAGCUGAGUAAUGAGGUGAGCGGUGGCUUAUGAUGCCUCUAGAACAAUCAACCCAUCUGCCCUAAGAACUUUUCAUACCCUAUCAGCCCUUAAUAUGCCCGCUAAUCACCGUAAAGUCACCAUCAUUGGCUCUGGCCCAGCAGGCCACACUGCCGCUAUCUAUCUCGCAAGAGCAAAUCUUGAACCCACUAUGUUUGAAGGCAUGAUGGCCAAUGGGUUUGCCCCAGGCGGUCAAUUGACCACUACCACCGAUGUUGAAAACUUCCCCGGUUUCCCCGAAGGUGUCCUUGGAGGAGAGUUGAUGGAUAAGCUUCGUGCACAGUCUGAGCGAUUUGGAACCGAAAUCAUUACCGAGACCAUUUCGAAAGUCGACCUCUCAUCUCGUCCUUUCAAGCUUUGGCGUGAAGGGAAUGAGGAAGAGUCCGAACCCACCGAUACUUCCGACGCACUGGUCUUUUCAACUGGCGCUUCUGCCAAGCGUAUGUUCUUGCCUGGUGAAGACAAGUACUGGCAAAACGGUAUCUCUGCUUGUGCCGUGUGUGAUGGAGCUGUCCCCAUUUUCCGCAAGAAGCCCUUGGCUGUUAUUGGAGGAGGCGAUUCCGCUGCUGAGGAAGCCAUCUAUUUGACAAAAUAUGCUUCCCACGUCUAUGUCCUCGUUCGUCGUGACAAGUUGCGUGCCUCCAAGGUCAUGGGAGAUCGUCUCUUGAAGCACCCCAAGGUGACCGUCUUGUUCAAUACCCAAGCUACUUCUACCCAUGGUGAUGGAUCUCUCUUGAACGCACUCACUAUCAAGAACACGAUCUCAGGCGAAGAAACCAAAUUAGCUGUCAAUGGUCUCUUCUACGCUAUUGGUCAUGAGCCUGCUACUUCAUUGGUCAAGGGACAAAUUGAAUUGGACAAUGAAGGUUAUAUCCUGACCCAACCUGGAUCCAGCUUGACCAGCGUUGAAGGCUUCUUCGCUGCUGGUGAUGUCCAAGAUAAGCGUUACCGACAGGCUAUUACCAGUGCUGGAUCUGGCUGUAUGGCCGCUCUGGACGCUGAGAGAUGGCUCUCGGAACAUGAGGCCACCGAGUGAUCACACUCGGGGGAGCAGCAACACAUCAACCCGACUUCUAAACUCUAGAUUUUCUCGACCCUUUUAAUAUGGUGUGCGGGCCACCUUUUCAUUAGACUGCACUACACCGCACAGUUACUUCCCUACUCAUCUUUCUUAGACGAACAGCGGCUUUUUUUUUUUUUUCAUCUUUUUCGCAUACUGGUCAACUUGCAAUGUACAUAACAUGUGCCAUCCAUCCAAGCAAAUAAAAUAAAAAUAUUAAAAAAAUAUACAGC